UGGUGCACUGACCCUGCCUGUGACAGGCGAGGAGUCGGAGGACCAGGGCCAUGAUUGGCUCCCCUGGCCCUGGUGUGCGUGCCUUAGUGCCAUGGUCGAGGGUGUGGGGAUGGGUCCUGGCUUCUUCUCUUGUUGCCAUAAUAACCUUGACACUUCCAGGAAGUAGCCAGGCCUGUCCGCCACGGUGCGAGUGUUCGGCUCAGCUGAGGUCAGUGUCGUGUCAGCGGCGGCGGCUCACCAACAUCCCAGAAGGCAUCCCCACAGAGACACAACUCCUGGACCUCAGCAAGAACCGGCUCCGCUGGGUGCAAGCAGGCGACCUGGCACCGUACCCACGGCUCGAGGAAGUGGACCUCAGCGAGAACCUCAUCGCCACAUUAGAGCCCAAUGCCUUUGCCAGCCUCCCGAGUCUUAAAGUGCUGAAGUUGAGGGGGAACCAGCUGAAGCUAGUUCCCAUGGGGGCUUUCGCCAAACUGGGCAAUCUGACCAGCUUGGACCUGAGCGAGAACAAGAUGGUGAUUUUAUUGGACUACACCUUCCAAGAUCUGAGGAGUCUGAAACAUUUGGAGGUGGGAGACAACGACCUGGUUUAUAUCUCCCACAAGGCAUUCUCAGGGCUGCUGGGUCUGGAAGAUCUCAUAAUAGAGCGCUGCAACCUGACAUCCAUAUCUGGCCAGACGCUGUCGUACCUGCGCAGCCUGGUUACUCUUCGCCUCCGUCACCUCAGCAUCAUUGCCCUGGAGGACCAGAACUUCCGCAAGCUGUCCAACCUGCGGGGCCUGGACAUCGAUCACUGGCCGUACCUGGAGUACAUCUCCCCUUUUAGUUUCCAGGGCCUGGACCUCCGCUGGCUCUCCAUCACCAAUACCAACAUCACCUCCGUCCCCUCCGCUUCCUUCAAGAACCAGGUGCACCUCACCCACCUCAACCUGUCAUACAAUCCCAUCACCACACUGGAGCCCUGGGCCUUCAAGGACCUGCUGAGGCUGAAGGACCUCAUCAUGGUAAGCACAGGGUUGGUGACAGUGGAGCUCCAUGCCUUCGGAGGCCUUCGACAGAUCCGGGUCCUCAACUUCUCCUCCAACAACCUGCAGACUUUGGAAGAGGGCUCCUUCCACUCUGUGAACAGUCUGGAGACCCUCAGAGUGGACGGGAACCCCCUGAUGUGUGACUGCCGUCUGUUGUGGAUCCUGCAAAGACGCAAGACCCUCAACUUUGACGGCAGAGUGCCGGUGUGUGCAGGGCCGGUGGAGGUGCAAGGCGUCAGCCUGAACACCUUCACCGAUUCUGCACUCUUCGAUCACUUUACAUGCCAGAAACCUAAGAUUCGCAACCGUAAGAUGCAGCAGGUCGUUGCUCGUGAAGGCCAACCUGUGAGCUUUCUGUGUCGAGCUGAAGGAGAACCUGCACCUGCUAUUAUCUGGAUUUCCCCACAGCGCCGGCGGAUCACAGCUAAGAAUUCAGGGCGCAUUACUGUCCUCCCGAGUGGCACCUUAGAGAUCCGCUACGCCCAGCUCACUGACAGCGGUACAUACAUCUGCAUCGCCAGUAACGCCGGAGGCAAUGACACCUACUUUGCCACACUCACAGUGCGCGGCCACUCGCUAGAUGCUGCCUCAGCCUUCUUUCUCAACCGCUCACUGUACGGCGGCGAGUUCUUCAACGACACAAAUCUGAACAGCACGCGUGUUUUCCUCAAGUUCACGCUGGACCUGACGACCAUCUUGGUCUCCACGGCCAUGGGCUGCAUCACCUUCCUGGGGGUGGUGCUCUUCUGUUUCCUGCUGUUGUUCGUGUGGAGCCGGGGACGCGGCCAACGCAAGAACAACUUCACAGUGGAGUACUCCUUCCGGAAAUCUGAACCUGUCACUGGUAGCUCCUCAGGAGGGACCAGGAAGUUCAAUAUGAAAAUGAUAUGAAACAACGCAGCCAGGGGUCCCUUGGGGGAGGCAUGAGCACGUCCCAAAAACGUGUUUGACACACGCAAACACACACAGCUACUGACUCGCAAAGAAGGUUGAAAGCACAAUACGUUUCUGUCUAUGGCUCUAUUACAAAUUAAGCGCCCACUUCAAAACUAAAGCUAUUACUCAAUUUGGUUUGUGAAUGAAAAUAAAGUCACCCUGAUCUCACUGUCAGUGGUUUUAUUCAGCUUGUUGUGAAAAUCAUGUCUGAAUAAUACUGUACAAUUUGUUUUAAAGCUAUUUAUAGUCCAUGCUCGAUAAGAAUAAAUAGAGUUAAGACUAAAGAGAUAAGUUUUCUGAAUUGGCAUGUAAACUGAGCUGUGGGACACUGGUAGCCAUGUCUGUCUCUCUCUCUCUCUCUCUUACAAUUAUGAGAUAAUGAAAAAUAAUUCCUCUUUAAUUAAAAUGUCCCUUUACUGUAUUUGGUACAGUCAGGGAUUUUAAAAUACAUUUGAAGAAGAGAGACCUGGCUACCAUCCAUUUAUAGAACCUGUAUUUAUGCUCUUCUAAAGUCUGCCUGGAUAAGAAUCGUGCAUGUUCAAAUGCAAUUAGAAGUUAAGUUGUAAAUUCACAGAAUAAAACAAAUUGUUUUAAAUUGAAUAUGUUUUUCUAUAAAGACAGAUUCCUUUAUUCUUAACAAGCUCUAGAUUUGGACCAUUCACAUAAAUUACAAAAACACUUGGCCUUCUCUUCUUUGUGAGAUUUUGCAACAACAUCAGCUGUGUGAGUUUGGGACGAGCGCUCUGACCUGCUGCCGUGGCUGCCCGCGGCCCGGAGGGUUUGGUUAGGAAGUCAAAACCAUCGGACGCGGGCAGCCACGGUAACCACAGCAACCAACACGGUAGAGAGCAAUGGGGACUGGGGCUCAUGACCGCAGGAGGCUAGCUGGGUAAAUCACAAGCCCCGAUCAUGCUCUUUCAUCAACGGGAGAGGGUCAACCUGCCUGCCUCCGCCCUUUGUCCCGCCCUCUGCUGCGUUGGUGGACGCCUGACCUUCCCAGCGCUGCCCGGGGGGAGCAGCCCGGAGCGUCAGGUCAAACUCAGAGGCAAACAGAGGACACACAGGAACACUGUUGUGGUCUUCACAUCGAAAACAUACAUAGCAACACUUUCAUAGCACCUUUUCUCAGGAAAAGUGAAAUAACUAUCCUACAGAGUGACACACAUGCUCUUUUUAAAUAUUACAUUCCAGCAAUACUGUAAGUAGAGCCAUAAAGCCAACAUUAAUGUAAAUGUUUGAGUGAAGAAACAAAGCCAUAGUAUGUAUGUAUGGUUUUUCUAUACGGUAGCUUGUGCAUGAUUCUGUUAAAUGAUAAUAAUUAUUGCUAAUACAAUUGUUCAAGUUGGUGUGAUGAUCACAAGACCAUCUGCUGUCGCUGGGCUUGCAAAAAGUUGCACCCUGCAAGCCCAUAACACACACACACAUCACACCACACACAGGAGUGCUGAAACCUCAUCAAGGUUCCUUGGAUUGAUAGGAAGAACAAUCACACAAUCAUGUGUAUUUACUUACACAUGCAUAAACAUACAGAUUGAUGAAGUGCCACAGCAAAGUGUGAUGCGUCUGCUCUCUGUUUGCCUCUGAGACGGUCAGUUUGCGAAUGUCUCUGCCCCCCUAGCCCAGUGCAUCCCCCCUACUCACCCCUAACACCCCCACACACCCCCACUGGGUCCUCCUUUGGGAGGGGUCCCUGGCUGGAGACCGAGGAUUAUAAAAUGUAAAUGAAGUCGUGUUAACCCUACCCACGCCAUGUGCGUCGUAUAGUGGAGAGUAGUACUGUGGUUUUAAAAACAAAAAAACAACAAAAAACUUAAUUUGAAGUGUUCUUUUUGUCCUCCAUUUUUAUUUUUACUCAGUUGUUGUUCUCCGUGACCUUUUGGCUGUUUACCGUUUUAAUGUUCCCCGUCCUCCAUGUGGGACUGUUCUGUUCUCAACACCUAAUGAAGUGUCCACACACUGGACAGUGCUUGUGUCUGUUUGCAUCUCAGAGUGCAUAAGAAAUGAGACAGGAUCUAAAGCGUCGUACACUAACCAAGAGUCACAGGGUAAAUUGGUGAGUCACCAGAUGGUCGACAAAAAAAGAAAGAAGAAAAAUCAAGAUGGUCUAUUUUUCUGAUUAUCUAGGGAAUAAUUGAAAUAGUUAAAAUUCUAAGUCAUACAUCUUCUGGUUUUCUUAGCCUCUUUAUAACCUAACCUAUAGUUAAAGGUAUGUAUUACUACAGAUGAACAUGUCACUGUUUAUAGAACACUAAUGCUUAUAUAUGACUUACUCACAGUGAAGAGUAAAAGAGGUGACUGAAAUACUCAAAGCUGAGACGAGAUAUUACCCAUCAUUUUAAACUUCGUAAAUGUUACUUACCUAAUGUAAAUUAACUAAUGUCUGUGUAUGUUGAACUUAACAUGCAUUUACAAAGGACCAGCAGUUGAACUUGAUAUAGUUUGGACCAAAAAUUAUUUUCUUUUUUAUGAGCCGUUUUACUGGUGCUGUAAACUCUGUAGCCUACACUCUCUCACACCAUUCAUUGGACACUAUUUACUUUAGAAUAUUUUCUAAAAAUCCAUUUACACCUUACUCACAUGAAAUAGCAACCUUGUUUCCCAAAUCACUCUUUUGAAACUAGCUGGUGGUGAAUAAGAGUUUAUGUAGGACACUGCACACAAACGUAGGGACUGAUUUAUGAAAAGCUGUUGCUAUCAAAUGAUUGACGUGUGUGGAACAAAUUGCUUCAGUUUUAGGAGUCCUUUUGUUAUAGUUACUGGAAUAACUAAUCCAAACUAUACCUACAGCAAAUGUAGAACCUAUUUAGACAAAUGUGUAGUUUGAAGAGAGAACCAUAAACUCUUCAAACUUUUGCUAAAUAAAUUCUGAAACUCAAUUUUUGUCCCUUGUGAGGGGUGAUGAAACCACAGUUUCUGUGUCAGAAUGAAUAACUCAACAGUUGUUAAAGAUUCAUGAGACCCAAUGAGAAUAGAAGAAACAAAUUGGCUCAGCCUGUUUUAUUUCUUAUUUUACAGUCACAGCCCAUUUGAGUGUUGAGAACAGGACGUCUCAUCAUGGACCUUUCCUCUCCCCCAGCCAACCCUUUUGUGUUUCCAUGUCCCGGUAUUUCUUAGUAGAACAUAGGGUUUAGAAGACAGUGAGGAUGUCUGUAAUGAUCGUUGAUGGUGUUAUUGUGCAAUCAUCAAUCACAACUGUAAGCGUAGAUUAGGGUGUGUUUUUGUUUUAUUAUCUUCCUACCCUUCACUGUGCUUCUCCCCUCUUCCUGUUCCCUGUCUUCUUAACAUGUCCACCCCUCGUUGUCCCUGUUCACAGUAUUAGGCUGGAUUAUGGUUGUGUGGUAGUAGACACGUACAUGUGGUCGGUGACUCAGUGUUGUCGUGUUAAGAUUAGUUGCUCCUCAUGAUACCAUCAAGCACGGAGCAUUGAUUGGAUCAGUGGAGACAAAAGAUGAAAGGGGUGACCCAGGUUCCCUAAAAAUAAGAAAAAUAACCAUUGGUUCUAAUUUCACGCCCUACUCUUUCCUGAAAAAACACUUCUGGAACUUUCCCGUUCUGGGAUCUUUGUCCGGAUGUGAACCAAACGGACUGUACUGUAUGUAUUUUCUCUGAUAUCUCGCCACACUUACAAAUGUUGAAAGGGUGUAUGUGGUGUUUUAAUACCGUGACUCUCGGCCUACACUCACUUUCUGCCAACUGCGGUUCACUUUUUGUCAAGGACACAGCUCAUUCACUGAAAAUAGACAUGUUCAUGUUGGUCAGGGUUGAAAAUACAGUAAGUGCUUGUAACUAUUCAAGCCCCACAAGUCCUUGGAUACUAGCUUCAAUUAGAUCUAGUACCACAGGCUUCAGAAACACAUUAAACAUUUUAAUUGAUGGACCCUUAGCCAAACAUUUUUUUAGGGUGCCAGUACACACGGCUUUGCAGCCAAGUCAUCGCCUCUCUCUGGUUGACAGACUCUCAGUGUUUGUAGUGAAGCUUGAGCUUGAUUCAUCUCCUCUGCCGUGAUACUUGAGAAAGUAGGCUGAGCAAUCCCCCGUUUCCUCCCCCGCCUCACCCUUUCCUGGGGUGUACUUUAGUCUAGACAUCCCAUUUAAAGCAGCAGCAACCUCACUUUUAGGAUACCUUUCACAGGGGAACUUGUCAAAGACGCAGACUAAAAUAACCUAACGUCAAAAGUCAUGCCGUCAUUACCAGAUUAGUUAUUCAGUUUUUUAUUUAUGUAACAGUUUCCAAUGCAAUAUUUCCAAUAUUCCAUUUUUGACCAUCUAAUGAAGAAAUUCCUAUAUUUCUCAACUGAAAGAGCAGUCUUAGCUUUGCUAUCACUAUUAUCCGAGGAGACUGCAUUCUUACAUGCAUUCCUUUGAUUCUCCUGUUACUUCUUACUCCAUAUUAGCUUUAAAUAAAUCCAUCUCCUCCUCCAGAUCUUACAGCUGCUGUUUUGAUUGGAUUAGACUUGAGUUGAAUUAUCGGAGCUGAGAGGAGCAGUAAUGGGAUGACGAAGAAGUGAGCUCGGCUGAUUGGGUCAUUACUUGGCUUAUUAGUCCCAUUUCCAUAACAGACCUCUCAGAGCAGUGUGCCACUUAAAGCCUGGAGGCUCAAUUCAUGGUGUAAUUGCAUCUUCUUCUUUUUUACAAAUUUGUGAGAUCGAAAUAUUAAAAUGGUACUUUCCUUUUAAUUGGACAAAAAAUAUGGUUUUACAGAGCAGUCAUCGUAAACCAAUUCAGGUUUAAUUAGACGUGUGGUAGAGCAUUACUGAAGGAAAGCACCUUGAACAGCACAACUGCUUGAUUUUAACCUUGACCACACAAUUGCAACUGCCCCCUCCCCCAUUUUCUAUGUGGCAAUACUGACCCCACGUGGUCAAUGUGAGUAACAGCACGUAAUGGGACCAUCAUCCUGCUGAGGGGAAGACAAAAAAAACAGCUAUGCGUCUCAUGCAGUGAAAGACUAACGAGAGCAAAUUGACUGUUAGAUUCAAAAGUCAGGACUUCACUGAUUUUUCUAUUAUAGCCAUAGUGUGACCCCCUUUGCGGGCGAUGUAUGCUGGGAGUUAUGAGGAGAGGCCUCCACCUGAGAUCAGAAGCAAUUGUUCUGACCUGGUUAGCUGGCACUCAGUCUGUAGAUUAGAAGAGUACUUUCAGACCCCACCAGUCUCACCCCCUUCACAGAGAUCAGUAACAAACAAAGAUAAGACAUCACCAAUCUUUCUCUGUAUAUGACUAAUCAGAAAAAUGGUCGAUUCCUCUCGAGAAAAAAAAAAGCGUUCUUUCUUGUGGUUUUAGCAGGUUUAAUCUAUGCAUGCCUUUUGUAUACAGUGAUUGCUCUUGCCAAACUCUCGCCUACACCUGUACGGAGAGCUAUGGGUGCCAUGCUGGCCAUGGGACUGGUUGAAACCGACUUACUGCAAGAGCAGGUGGGACCAUUAAAGUGUUUUUAAUCUGGUACAACAGAGCAAAGGGGCUAAUGAUAACCUGCACCUGCAUUCAGAGACACCUUAAAGAAGUGUGCGUCUUACAGAAUUAGCAUUUGUUUACUCGGGAUGAUUGUACUUUUACACAUAUCUAUCCACACAGGGGAUGUGUAAGCUGUAGAUAAAACGAUUGAUAUUCCAAGCAGGAUGGUGGGACUGAUCAAUGCUGUAUGGGGAUAGGAUUAUUAAUGGCAUACUUUCAUUGAUCUAUCUUGAACCUUGCCACUCUCCCAGAAUCCCUCUGGAGAAGGAAGAGGCGUUCACAGCUCUUACAGACCUGGUUGGCACCCAUUCCUAGGUUUCCUCAUUACCUUUUAAGAUGAUUUCCCUCUUUAAAGAACGAGAUGGUGCUAGAUUUCAACUUUCCCCCCCAGGUCUUAGCUGAUGUAACGCUGUCUUACCUCUUCCACUUUUCAGAGGAAUCUGUCACUAACGUAUAGCUCUGCAUUUGUUGGAACCCUCUAAUAAAAUAUAUAGUCUCUUUCUCAAUUUGGCACGGUAAAACGUUUUCUCUUCCCUCUCUCUUUUCUCUCUUCUAUCUCACUCUGUCUUUUUUCUCUCUAUCAACUUACUUGGCACCGACCUCGUUAAACAUUUUAGAACACUUUUCAUCGAUCACUCCUAGUUUUUAAGCUAAUGCAUAUUUGUUCCCUGUUAACAUGGUCGUUACUGACUCCUGAAACCUAGGAAUGGGUGCUGAGCGCUCCAAUUAAAUGCAGAGCUAACAUAAGUACAAGUUGUUCAGCUUGUCACAUUGAACGGUGUCAACUGAUCAAUCAUUAAAGCAUAUGACGGCCUCAUAAUAGAAGCUGUAACUCAAAUUUGGACUCUUGUUGCAAGAACGUGUGACUGUACUGAUUCCUAACAUUUAGAUUUUGCACUGCGAUGAGUGGAUCCUUGGAUGGGAAGAACAGAAACUGUACAUAUUAGAUCUUUUAGCCAUAUCAUGUCAUCAAAUCUGUAGACCUAUUUGCCAUGUCUGACAGAGGACAAUGACUGUUGAACUGUAAAUAGUGUAGGAAUAGUAAUAUAAGAUUUAAUUGCUGCUUCUUUUCUCCAGGGAUCCUCCAUGUUUUGCUCAGUCCCAUGGCUGCUUGGUCUCAAAGGGAAGGAUGAGACAAUAAUGUACUUGUCUAUAAAAAAACAAACAACAUAUAAGUCCUUUUUUUAUUUUAAUGUUUGUUUUAUAUACUGUCCGUCUUGUAAAUGAACUCCUUUUCGUCAUAAAAGCAUGAUGUG
This is a messenger RNA of Notothenia coriiceps (black rockcod), 8674 nucleotides long. RefSeq names its product leucine-rich repeat and immunoglobulin-like domain-containing nogo receptor-interacting protein 3. Gene Ontology annotation, cellular component: plasma membrane. Gene Ontology annotation, molecular function: protein binding. NCBI's taxonomy places the organism in Eukaryota, Metazoa, Chordata, Actinopteri, Perciformes, Nototheniidae. The coding region runs from base 51 to 1919 and encodes 622 amino acids. The record is from RefSeq and is a predicted model, not a curated record. The transcript is spliced from 3 exons.